AUGGGUACUAACAUUUCCGUCGAGAGAAUUAUCUUUCAAGGCAUUAUUUCCGACCCUCGUAGUAAAUUCCUUGUCGACCACGCUGGUUACAUCUGGCUUUCAGAUGCUACAAAUGAAAGGAUGUUUUCCUUCUUUCAUUCACGUAAUGACAAGAACAAUGGCCCAUUUAUACUAUGGUUGAGUGGGGACCCGGAGCCAGUAGUAGCACUGUGUUAUUCUAUGAAAAUGGUCCAUUUACUCUUCGAGAUGACUACUCUCGUCGAUACUGAAUACAGUUGGGACAAGAUGUCGAAUUUUUAUUUGUUGAUCAACAUAUGGAAACAGGGAUUUGCUAUUGGUAAUGGACAUAUAAAUCCUCAUAUUCAAUACCCAAAAAUACCCGAAUAUGCGAAGAAUCACAGUAUAAUUACGGAAGAGCAAUACUCAUUUUUACAAACUCUGAUUCCAAGAUGCAAAACUUCUAUAAUGGAUUGUGAAACGGGGAAUGAAGAAACAAGCGAUGAAGAUGCAUGUUCCAAGGCAUUCAAAUAUUGCACUCAAUUGGUUGAUUGGAUUCGUAGCUUUGCUCAUGACAUAAACUUUCCUAAUAUUGGAAAGCCUCGUGAGGUGAAAGUUUCUCUAGUUGUCUCUGACAACACCCAUGGUUUUUCUUCGGUUUGGAGUUUUCCACGUCCCUCCGACAACGAUUUUUCGAAGUUGAAUAUGUUUAUUAAUACGCCAUCCAUAAAGGAUGCUCUAAGUGAAGGAGGAGAGCCGUUUGUUUUUCGUUCUUUGAACCGUAAGGUAUUUAUUGCAUUGAGAGAACAGUUUAAUGGAGUUUUAAAUGAUGAUUUUGUUGUUGAUGGUCUGACUGUGGGAUCUAUGAAAAACUAUGGUCCUCUCACUUACAUUAAGGUUUCAAAAGUUGGUCACAUGGUUCCAAUGGAUCAACCAAGAAUUCUUUUCAGAUGA
This is a messenger RNA of Tripterygium wilfordii, 951 nucleotides long. Its product is annotated as serine carboxypeptidase-like 49. The transcript is spliced from 11 exons. The record is from RefSeq and is a predicted model, not a curated record. Lineage: Eukaryota; Viridiplantae; Streptophyta; Magnoliopsida; Celastrales; Celastraceae. The coding region runs from base 1 to 951 and encodes 316 amino acids. Gene Ontology annotation, biological process: proteolysis. Gene Ontology annotation, molecular function: serine-type carboxypeptidase activity.